This is a messenger RNA of Dromaius novaehollandiae (emu), 2615 nucleotides long. It is a transcript of the gene IGSF5, whose product is annotated as immunoglobulin superfamily member 5. The record is from RefSeq and is a predicted model, not a curated record. The coding region runs from base 1 to 1113 and encodes 370 amino acids. NCBI's taxonomy places the organism in Eukaryota, Metazoa, Chordata, Aves, Casuariiformes, Dromaiidae. The transcript has 8 exons. Gene Ontology annotation, cellular component: cell surface; bicellular tight junction. Gene Ontology annotation, biological process: cell-cell adhesion.
AUGGGGAAAGACAUCAGUAAAGUGGAGCGAGGACAGUGGAGGGCCACCAUGAUGGUCAGGGACUGGAGUCUUGGCUUUUGUUCUUCUAUUAUAACGGGCCCUACUAAUGUGACAGUCCUAGCUGGUUCAGAAGCCCGGUUUAAUUGCACUGUGUCAUUAAGAUGGGUAAUUCUCAUCUGGUUGUCAGACGGAAGUCCUGUCCUCACUGUAGUUAAUCCUCAGGGAGCUAUUGUAACAUCAGACCGCUUCACCUCUCAAAAUUACACCAGCAGUAAUGGGUUUACCUCAGAGCUGAUCAUCCACGACACGCAGCUGAGUGACUCUGGUAAAAUAGAGUGCAGCACCCAGCAAGCUAACGAGAGUGCCUUUGCAUUUCUUUCUGUUCAAGUUAAUGGAUCUUUAUUCAUCAAAAAUAGCACCUUUACAGUAAAAGAGAACAGAACAGUUGAAAUUGCUUGUGAAGCCUUAGGAUGGGCUCCAGCUCCAGACAUUACCUGGAUGGCAAAUGACUCUUUCAUAGAUAAGUCGAGGUAUGUUACCCAGCAAAGUCAAGGAUCUAAUGGCCUUCACAAUGCCAUGAGCGUCUUAACUUUGACUCCAACGGACACUGAGAUUUUGACUUGUUUAGCUGAUAUAGAAGCACUCCCUAGGCCUCAGAAUGCAACUGUAACUGUUUUUUUUCUCAACUCUACUCUAGAAAGUGAUCACCGUGAAGACAGCACGAGCACAUGGAUUAUUGUACUUGCAGUUGUAUUGUCACUUGUUGGUUUUGUUCUUCUGAUCUUUAUCAUUGGGGUUGCCGUACGCUAUUUCUGCCAAAAGAAGAAAGGCUCCACGUAUCAAAAUGAGAUAAGAAAAGCUUCAACUAAGAAGAAAAAUAGUGGCCAUUCACAAAACAGCCAAAGAAAUAGUAACGAAAAUCGUGGAUACAUUCCAGAGGAACCAAAGCACACAGAACACAUCCCAGGAAUUAUCUCUUUUCCCCCAAUGGCUUCCAAGUUUACUGUCCCUGAUCCAGAUUCAUAUGCCAGUUCCGUAUCAAAGGUGCGACCUCAAAGACAUACUGAUAAUCCGAUCAGUCCAAAGAAAAUUAGAAAUGUGACACAUGUUUAGGACGUCCUUUUCCAGGAAAAUCCUCUGUCAGCUGCAUGUUACACGUUUGGACGGCUUCCUACAACAAAGAAAGGUCAUCACCAGUUCUGUCGGUUUAAGCUACAGGUUAUUUUUUGUUUAUUUUUUUGAUAAUGGAAUACAAUUGCAACCUUUACCACAUAGCAUACAGUAUCUCAGCAAUAUAAUGGACAUGAAUGACAAUCUUAAAUUCAGAGGCAAUGAAUUCCAUGAGACUCUAGAAGAACAGGAAUCCAUGCUUCGGGUCCCAAGGAAGUCAGCAAAAUUGGGCAGACAUCUUUGGUUAUCCACAGCAAGGUCAAGGACUGUCACUGUUAGAGAUUUAUGAGUUUGGAAGAGCUGGUUAAUAAUAAUACUGGUUAAUACAAUACCUACUGCAUUUUUAAAAUUUACUUGAUGUACAACUGAUCACCUUAAGCUCAUAAAUCAAGAACAUUUUUCAGUUUCUGUUCUGUAAUAAAAUCAAGGGAAAUUUUCAUUAGGGGUCUUUCAAAAUUACCAACAAAACAAUCUAUGGAUCAGAAAUAAUUUUUUUUUCAUUUCAAUACAUUCUUUUGUUAAAGUAUUUUUUAAAAACAAUAUUCCAGUGUCAAGUAAAAAGCACUCACCCAUGUGCCAGAAAGUCAUGUUUUGAUUGAAAGGCAAAACUCUUAAGCUGAAAAAUGUGGAUUUGAAACUCCUAACUUGUAAGAGUUGUUGCUUGAAUGCUUUAUGCCUCUGUUCUACCUGUGGGCUGAGUUUGUCAGCCAAGUGAUGUGUGUCACAGAGAAUGGUGGCUGGUGAUAUCAUGCUGCACCCUCUUGUUUCGUCAAGGAUGGAAUUGACAGUGACUGUGAGAAAUACAGCCUGGCUAGGGAACCUAGCCAGUAGAACAGACCUGGCACAUGGGACCCUAUAUGUGCCUUCCCAAACUAAAAAUAAUGAUUUCCAGCAGCAAUGUUUUGGCUGAAAUUUUAUACUUCACAUAAAAAAUUUCAGCUUAUUAAUUUUUUACACAAAGGCAAACUUCCUUCACAAAAGAGGCUGUUUUCCAGUAUACUCUCUUUUCCAGCCACUCAAAGCAUUCUGAAUUAUCCAGUGUUUUGCACAUUAAUCUUUCAUAUGAACCCAUGUGUGUGCUUUUUGAGUGAUGAAAGAAGUAGAAACAGAACUACUUCUUCAGUGAUAUUCUGUGCAAUGAAAACAAGAAAUCCAAACCCUGAUCUCAGGAAAAAGUUGUUUUGCAUGUUCAGCAUUUGGGAUCUCAUUAAAUAGUGACAGAUUUUGCACUGUUGGUCACAUUUUCUUUGUCAGUCUAUCAGAAAAAGAGCUGAAACCAAUUCAUGUCCUGUCAUGUGCAAUUGUUGUUUCAAAUUCUGGCGGUCUCCACUCUUUCUGUCUUGUGUGGUUAAAGCAGAGUUUUGAAAUGCAUUCUCUUGAACAACAUGGUAUGUAAAUAAUAGUAAUGUUAUACAGAGAAAAUACAAAUAAUUUAUACUGUGGAA